Kluyveromyces lactis is the source of this 1593-nucleotide messenger RNA. RefSeq names its product Oca5p (gene OCA5). The transcript has a single exon. The record is from RefSeq and is a predicted model, not a curated record. The coding region runs from base 1 to 1593 and encodes 530 amino acids. Lineage: Eukaryota; Fungi; Ascomycota; Saccharomycetes; Saccharomycetales; Saccharomycetaceae.
AUGCCUUUGAAACCGUCAUCUUCUCAUUCCGAAAGGAAGAAUAGGCUUCAUCUUCAUGCAUCUUCGAGGAAUGCCAAGCAACAAGAAUGGAAUCGUGAAUUGGUGACGUUAUUCAUCAAAUUAUUGAAUGAAAACGACCAUGCUUCGUUGGCUUUAGUGGCUAGAAAUGCUGGAGUUCCGCCACAGUUGCGUCCGGCUGUUUGGCCCACGUUAUUAAAAUAUCAUCCGAUGGUAAUCUCGCCGAACAUCAUGUCGAACACGCUUGUCUUCAAAGAUGAUGAGAAUGAGGCAGAGCUACGGUACUUUCCUGAAGAUAGAAGUGAAGAAGAUAUUUCAGAGUUGAUGGAAAAUGACUUGAACAAGUACUUCCAAGUUAGAAAUUCAGUCCCGGUGUCCGCAGAGAUCCAGGAGAUCAAAUCUCUAUUGAAAGAAUGUGUAUGGCAGUUCUUGAGAAAAUGGAACAAAAUCUGUAAAUAUGAGUCGGGGCUCAUCUGGAUAGCUCUUGGCUUGGCAGAAUGGUGUCCCUUGAAGAAUAACGAUGAUUUGGUCUUGGCAGGUCGGAAACACCAUCAUCAUAACUCUUGUCUGAGACAUUUAUAUGAGGAAUAUCCAAUUCCUGAUGAACUACUGAAUCAAUUACCUGAUACCGAGUUUGAUUUUGCCGCUAUCUAUGAGCGUUUAGUAUUAGUGUUGUUUCAUGCUCCAGCAUUAGACGAAAAACCUGAUAAAUCUAAUUAUCACCUACUUAAGAGUGGGAAUCUGAAUCAACAAUCGCAAUUGUUCUUCAAGGUUUUCGCCAAGACGUUACCCGAACUGUAUCAACCCAUCACUGAUGAAGGCGCUUUGCAAGGUUCCAAGAAGGCUACUUGGUUGUAUUGGUGGAUCAAAUGUUGUGGUUGCAGAGUGUUGCAUCGUCAGGAUAGAGGAAGAGUAUGGGAUGUGUUGCUCGGAUGGAGACCACGUCCUGAAUCAAUCAACUAUUAUCUCGAGUACAACCAUAAAUCAUUUGAAAGCAUUUAUCCACCUGAAUUGAAACUGAGUUCAGAGAUUUUCCAUAAGAUUUGCAAAUGUGAACAUGAUGAGUUUUGGUUCCCAGAUUUGAUGUCGUUAAGGCUCGGUCAAAAUGGAUUGAACCAAGAUGAAGAUGUCAUUCGGGAAUUGAUACGAAGAAAUAAAUAUGGGGACGAUGGUCAUACUACAGAAACACAAGAAAAUGAGAUUCCAUAUUCGCUCUUGAACCCUCAUGCGGAGUUACUUUUCAUAUAUGUUGCCAUUAUGCAACAUAACGAAUUUAAACUUUUAGAGUUUGAGGAAACAGAGAUCACCGAGUUCUUAAAUAAUGUCCCACUGAUAUCAAAAUUCGAUGACUACAACUUCAAGAAGAUGUACGAGGAUGAUGACAUUAGUGGAAGUUCGACAGACACAGAUGAAUCCAACGCUUCAGGAAUUAGACCAAGUUCUUCAAAUCAUAUGAUGAUAGAGGUCGGUACUGACGAUAAGACUGCACACUCGUUUGAUGACAUCUACCAGCAGGCUGGAGACAUCUGGAGAAAUUGGGCUUGGCAGGAAAUGGAAGAAUUCAUAGAAGAAUGA